Chara braunii is the source of this 4153-nucleotide messenger RNA. The record is from the annotation of a GenBank genome assembly. Lineage: Eukaryota; Viridiplantae; Streptophyta; Charophyceae; Charales; Characeae.
GGAGUGCUUGUGCGGGCCCCUUCCUUUCCUGGGAAGUGUGCCAGGAGGGGUGGGGGUGUUUGCCGGCCGCCGUCUUCAGGUGCUGACGUUGUCCCGAUCUGUCGUUCAUCCGCGGUGCGGUGUGCUCACCCCCUUCGUUUUGGGCUCCAGGCGUUGGCUUCCGACGUGUCGUCUCCACUGAGGGACACGUGGCAUGUUGGGAGGUAAGCCUGCAAGCCCCUCUUAUCAGGGGAAAGGAACGGCAAUCGAGAGAGAGAGAGAGUUAUCGCCGUAGCAGCUGAUGGCAACCGGCGAUCGAGGCAAUUGUGUCAGUCUGAGUAAAACGGGUGAUCGAUUGACACUUUGCUCGUCGAGGCAACCCUCUCUGUGAGAGGGAGAGCCUGGAAACCAGGGGUGAGGAAAGCGCUAGCGCUACUAACGAUUCCGGUCACACCUGUAAGGAUUGAUGUGCGCUUGACACGUGGCUGACGCCGCGAUUCCGAGGCUAAUACCGAGGAGGAAUUUUUGCGUAGAUUCCCGGCGGACUGAAGUUGGCUUCUGCCGUCGACUUCUGGCGCUAGUGUCUCGGUGGCAAUGGCGUCGACUUCUGGCGGGAAAACGAGUGUCUCGAAGGCGUUGGACGAAGCGUUGGGAACUCGCGGUGCAACUGUGGACUCGACAAUCAUCGAGUAUAUAGUUAAUGUGCUUAGCGAUGAGACUUUCGAAUUUGGAGAGAAAGGGGAAAAUGCAGUGGAGGCCCUCGGCGAGAUCCUUGUGGAGUCCGGCUGCGUCGUGAGUGAGAGAGAGGCUUAUCAGGUAUGUGAGUACCUGGCGGAGAAGUGUGGCCGCAGCACCAGUGAGCAGCAGAAAGUUAGAGAGCUGGUACGGCCGCUGAAGAUGGGAGCAGGAAUGCCAGAAGCUCGGGUUGCCCCUAAGGAUGAAGGCGAGAACCCUGGGUUGCCACUGUCUGCACGGGACGAGGCAAAAUUGGAGCGUCGCAGGAGGAGGGAGGAGAAACAGAGGCUGGCACAAUACCAUGCUCAUAUGGCAGCAGCACGGGAGGCAAUGGCCGGGAUGCCUGUGGUUAUGGUUGCGCACGGUGGGGAUCUAGGAAGCUCAGGUGCAAGGGAUAUUCAUAUGGACAAUUUCAGUAUUUCGGUUGCCGGAAAGGAACUGAUCUCGGAAGCCACUGUUACCCUUGCUUUUGGAAGGCGAUAUGGUCUCGUCGGAAGAAAUGGGACUGGGAAAACCACGUUCCUGAAACACAUGGCCAUGCAUGCUAUUCCAGGAAUCCCGAAAACCUGCCAGAUCCUCCAUGUGGAACAGGAGGUGACAGGGGAUGAUGCCACGGCCUUGGAGUGUGUCCUUUCCGCAGAUGUAGAGCGGACAAAUCUCCUGAAGGAAGAGAAGGAGCUCAUUGCAUUGCAGCAAAAGUCGGCUUUAUCUCAAUCGGCUCCGCCUGCAGAGUUGGCGGCAAAUAUGGCUAAUGGAAUUAAGCCAGUUAAUGAAACAGAGAAAGAUGGAGGAGCACAAACAAAUGGUGAGGAGCGUUUGUCCAGUGAUGCGAUAGAGGAGAGGUUGGCAGCCAUCUACAAGAGACUGGAGGUGAUAGACGCCUACUCAGCGGAAUCGAGGGCGGCUUCUAUUUUAUCGGGUCUAAGUUUUGCCCCAGAAAUGCAGCACAGGGCGACAAAAACAUUUUCUGGUGGAUGGAGAAUGCGGAUUGCAUUAGCACGAGCUUUGUUCAUUGAGCCCGACUUGCUGCUGUUGGAUGAACCCACGAAUCACUUGGAUUUGCAUGCUGUACUAUGGCUGGAGUCCUACCUAUUGAGGUGGAAGAAGACACUCGUCGUCGUCUCCCAUGCACGAGAUUUCCUCAACACAGUCGUGACAGACAUUUUACAUUUACAGAAUAUGAAGAUGAUGACCUACAAGGGUGACUAUGACACGUUCGAGAAGACAAGGCAAGAAAGAUUGAAAAAUCAGCAGAAGGCAUUUGAGUCAAGUGAGAGGGCCCGCAAUCACAUCCAGGCUCUAGAACGAAUGGGAGAGGUCGAGGCUGUUAUCAACGACCCUGACUAUGUGUUUCAAUUUCCUUCACCAGAUGAUAGACCAGGGCCGCCAAUCAUCAGUUUCAUCGAUGCAUCGUUUGGCUAUCCUGGAGGAGAACUUCUCUUCAAGAACUUGAACUUCGGUAUAGAUUUGGACAGCCGUCUCGCAGUGGUUGGCUCCAAUGGUAUAGGAAAGUCGACUAUGCUGAAAUUAAUUUCAGGGGAGUUGGAGCCAACAUCUGGAACAGUUUAUCGUUCUCCGAAGGUUAGAAUGGCUAUCUUCAACCAACAUCACGUGGAUGGAUUGGACCUUGCAUACACGCCUCUUCAGUACCUGUCCAAGUGCUUUCCGGGUGUGCCUGAGCAGAAACUUAGAGCGCAGCUUGGUUCUUUUGGACUUGGAGGGCCAUUGGCUCUACAGCCAAUGUACACUUUGUCAGGAGGGCAGAAGAGCAGGGUUUCCUUUGCAAAGAUCACCUACUUAAAGCCUCAUAUUUUGUUGCUGGAUGAGCCCAGCAACCAUUUGGAUUUGGAUGCCGUUGACGCAUUGAUGCAGGGUCUAGCGCUGUAUGGAGGCGGUGUGCUAAUGGUGAGCCACGACCAACAUCUUAUUACUGGCAGUGUCGACGAGCUCUGGGUCGUCUUCAAUGGAAACGUGACUCCUUUCCGCGGAACAUUCGAAGAUUACAAACGGACUCUGGUCCAUUUGUAAUGGAGUUCCAUUCUCGAUGGAAGGACCAUUCUCGAUGUUUACCUUGGAUCUAGAAGAGCAGUCCCUUAGGAAGAUGAUGUAAAGUUAGGUGCUCUACUGGAUUGCCUUUUUUGGUGAGUGCUUUUACCUUGUGGGUGAGUUCUUCUAAUGCGCUUCGGAUGCUAAACACAUUUUUUGGUGAGUGCUUUUACCUUUUGGGUGAGUUCUUCUCACGUGCGUCGGAUGCGAAAACAUUGUCCGGCUUGUCUUGUGAAGCAAAAUGUGAUCCACACUUCUUCUGCAGUGUUUUCGCCACCUGUCUUUCUGUUUUGCGGUCUUCUGUGGCCCUCCGUUGGUCGGAUGGGGGUUUGAAUUCCCAGCCACGGUUUGCAUGUCCUUACGCAGAGUUCCGUUUACCCUCCCUCCCUCCACGCCCUGCACAUGUCCAGUGAUCUCUUAGCUCUGCAGGUUCUAGACUAUUGGGGGCAUUUGAGUUGUGUGCCUCGUUUCAGCGGAGUGUUCAUUCUGCACUAACUUGUACUUGCUUCUGAGGUUUGAGAAUCUCUCUCUCUGUCUGUCUGUCUGUCUGUCUCUCUCUCUCUCUCUCUCUCUCUCUCUCUCUCUCUCUCUCUCUCUCUCUCUCUCUCUNUCUCUCUCUCUCUCUCUCUCUCUCUCUCUCUCUCUCUCUCUCUCUCUCUCUCUCUCUCUCUCUCUCUCUCUCUCUCUCUCUCUCCCCCCCCGUCCUCCGCCCGCAGCAGAGUCACAUGUGCAUGCAUUUGCAGAGCUGUACUGGUUUGGACGGAUGUGUUAACUACCUGCUAAGAAAUGGACACAGCCGGUAUAUCUAGCCAGGUGUUUUCUGGGGACACGAAGGGGCAGAGAAUGUGCUUCAGGGGACAUGAUGUGGUGGUUUUAUGGUGUUGAACAACGGCUUGACAUGAUGUGGCGCUUCAUGGGGCAUGAUUUCUUACUCUCUGUGAGACCGUGAAGUGGUUGCCUGGACUUCGUGUGUGUGUGUGCUUCUGCAUGCAAGGACCUUCCCGCAUGUAUGGACAUGCUGGUAGGUGAGAUGAAUGACCAUAUCCAACCAGCUACUUUGUGCGCACACUUGCACUGGCAAUAAGGAACUAGCAAAGACCCCUGCAUGGAGUUGCGGGCCAUACUUACAUUAGGACAAUUUUACCUAUAUCUGGGUGUAAUCGCGGCCAGAUGCAUCCAGGUCUGCUCAUAAAUGCAGUGAGAUACAGUUACGAAAGUGCUAAUUCGAGUACGCCCUCAGUCUGCUUGUGAAUGCAAGUGCAUGCGUGCAUUUGUCAAUUCGUGCAUGUACGAGGAGCAGUGACUACCCCAUGAACGUGGCCGGGGACGGUCCCGUGCAUGGUGACCGGCUGGUUACGCGGCCCUGUACCUGUUAAUGGCCGGCCACGAUGUC